AUGGAGUUCAUAUAUCGCAACAACGCGGGAAGGUUUCGUUUGGAGGCUGGAGUUCAGUCUUUUCUACCACCCACUGUACCGGUUUCGAGUUUGAAUACUGGAAUUUCAGUCGGUGUUGGGAUCAAAGCGACUUCUUCAGCCAAUCCAUCCACAGUACGACGUCCAACACAAUGGUUCUUAACUGGUUCGCCAUCCACCGAUUCUAGAGAUCUAAUUCUAAAGACAUCAGCAUUCCAGGAAAGUUGUCCAAGUAUCCAUCUUCUUUCGGGGGGUGGGGGGCCACGAAAUACAGUUGCCACCCCCUCCUCACUUCAAAGGCAACUUCAGAGCUCUUCAGCUCCUAAUGCGGGUAUAACGGGUGUUGAACCCAUCUUUUCUCCACCGGGUCAUGCUAUGGGAUUAUUUAAGAUCCGAACUCCUAAGAAGAGAUCGCCAUCAUUUUCCCGUGGUGGGCCUGUUCAUUUGGAAAAUCCUGAAAGAGAAACACGGUGGUAUUUCAAAUACUUCUUAGGAAAAGGUGAACCAAAUUAUCGUAAUAACUAUAACCCUUUAGCUCAUCAACUUUAUUGUGGGAAUAUUUCUGAGAAAGACCCCUUGCUUCUAGCAAUAAUUAGAUCUGAAUUCGAAGCCGAAGGCUUGAGGCAGUAUAGAGCUAUCUUGUGGACAAAGUUUGUAGCUUUACAAGUUCUGUGUCUGCGAAGAAAAUCCUUUGGUAAGUUCUGUGUUCCCAAGGCUAUCUUUGUUAGUCUCUUCGACAUCCAUCGACUAGAAAAGGGACUGAAGGAGAUUCUACAGUUGGAAGCACAGAAAGAAGCUCUUACUCUUGAGGAACAAGAGGGUUCUGUAAAUUUCAAAUUUGGAGUUCUAUACUGCAGAGAUGGUCAAAUAUCAGACGAAGAGAUGUACAAUAACGAGAUUGGAAGUCCCCAAUAUCAGUCUUUUCUCCGUCUUCUUGGAGAUAGAAUAGCCCUGAAGAAUUGGGACCGUUUCAAAGGCGGUCUCGAUGCGAAGACUGAGACUACUGGGACAGAAUCCAUCUACACUAUCUAUGAAGGUCAUGAAAUAAUGUUCCAUGUUUCUACACUUCUUCCAAUUUCUCCCGAUAAUCGACAGCAAAUAGAAAGAAAGCGACAUAUUGGCAAUGACAUUGUGAAUAUCAUAUUUUUUGAUACCAACGAUGUGGAGAAACCCCUGUCUUGGAAACCAUCAAUGAUGAAAACCCACUUCACGCGUAACCUUUUACUGUGA
Messenger RNA from Rodentolepis nana, 1248 nucleotides. The record is from the annotation of a GenBank genome assembly. NCBI's taxonomy places the organism in Eukaryota, Metazoa, Platyhelminthes, Cestoda, Cyclophyllidea, Hymenolepididae.